AAUCUAUAAAUUAAUUGACUUGUCCACUUUGUUUCCUUCUCUUCCCUCGUUGACAACGGCUUCAUAGGCAAACUUGAGCUUUCAACUACACAGACAAUUCAACCAUGACACGCGUUUUCCAGUUCGGCCUGGCUAUUGAGGCCUUUCUCAAUAUUGUAGGGGCCGUUCCAUUUGUUUUAUAUCCAGAAUGGUGUCUGUCAUUCGCCGUCGCUGAUCGUUCUACUGCCGGUGCCCCGGCUGUACCCCCAAGUUCCGCCAUGCUGUGGCAGAUCUACGGUGUCCUCGUUCUCUCGCUCACAGUUCCGCUCAUUUUAUGCAUUCCGGAUUCUAGCGCAGUGACUGAGAAGCGCCGACUCAUCUUCCAGACUCUCAUCUCGGGCGAAGUCUUGAUUGAAGCCAUCUUACUGCGGCAUAUCUCUCAGCCGGAAAAGAGCGGCUUCACUCUGACCUCGCUCUCGCUCAGUGCUUUCUUCUUAUUGCCCGCUCUGUCCUGGCAUACCUUCGCAACAUAUGUCAAGCCUGAUUUGAUGAGCAGCGACCGUUUCCCUUCGGCCAAACCACCUAAGAAAAUACGUUGAUCUUAGUCAACUAAGUAAUUCCGCCCGAUAGCAAGGAUAUGAUCUAUCUAGGAUACGUUGAACUACAGAAACUCGUUACAAAGCCCACGGCGUACAUCGAGCACCG
Messenger RNA from Annulohypoxylon truncatum, 684 nucleotides. RefSeq lists its product as uncharacterized. The transcript has a single exon. Lineage: Eukaryota; Fungi; Ascomycota; Sordariomycetes; Xylariales; Hypoxylaceae. The record is from RefSeq and is a predicted model, not a curated record. Bases 105 to 578 code for a protein of 157 amino acids.